AUGUCCAAUUCUUCAUAUCACUCUGCUAAGAAAUUUCAUCCAAACAAGUGCAAUUGUGGAAUUCCACCAAAUUUGGAGACGUCGUGGACUACAAAAAACCCUGGGAGAAGAUUUUUGGCUUGUAAAUUCUAUGAUUCUGCAACUGGUAGAAGAGGAUGCAAAUUUUUCAAAUGGAUUGAUGAAGAAAUACUUGAGUGGCAGAGGGUUGUCACUAAUGAACUUGUGUUGGACAAAAAGCUGAUGAAAAAUGAGAUUGCUUUACUGAAACAACAAGUUUGCCUGCUUCAAGACCAAACGACAAGGGUGGAGAAUGAAAAAGAAAGAUUUACCAAGAAAUGCAAGACACUUUCUGUUGCUAUGAAGAAGGCAAAGGCAUGUGAUGGGGAUGGCAUAUCAGGACUGAUGCAGGUGGUGAUAGUUGUUGUUAUUGGAAUAGUGUUAGUGUCUUUAGGAAGGACAAUGAUGUAG
This is a messenger RNA of Chenopodium quinoa (quinoa), 468 nucleotides long. RefSeq lists its product as uncharacterized. NCBI's taxonomy places the organism in Eukaryota, Viridiplantae, Streptophyta, Magnoliopsida, Caryophyllales, Amaranthaceae. The transcript has a single exon. The record is from RefSeq and is a predicted model, not a curated record. Gene Ontology annotation, molecular function: zinc ion binding. The coding region runs from base 1 to 468 and encodes 155 amino acids.